This is a messenger RNA of Hippopotamus amphibius kiboko, 1134 nucleotides long. It is a transcript of the gene ATP5F1C, whose product is annotated as ATP synthase F1 subunit gamma. NCBI's taxonomy places the organism in Eukaryota, Metazoa, Chordata, Mammalia, Artiodactyla, Hippopotamidae. Bases 74 to 970 code for a protein of 298 amino acids. The transcript has 10 exons. Gene Ontology annotation, biological process: proton motive force-driven ATP synthesis. The record is from RefSeq and is a predicted model, not a curated record. Gene Ontology annotation, molecular function: proton-transporting ATP synthase activity, rotational mechanism.
CAGGGGGAGGGCAGCUUCCGCGCAGGCGCGGGGAGUCCCGUCUGACCGACCUUCAAGCGGGGCCGGCAUCACCAUGUUCCGUCGCGCGGGCGUCGCGGGACUCUCGGCCUGGACCGUGCAGCCGCAAUGGAUCCAAGUUCGAAAUAUGGCAACCUUGAAAGAUAUUACCAGGCGACUAAAAUCAAUCAAAAACAUCCAGAAAAUUACCAAGUCUAUGAAAAUGGUAGCCGCAGCGAAGUACGCCCGAGCUGAGAGAGAGCUGAAACCAGCGCGCGUGUAUGGAGUAGGGUCCUUGGCUCUAUAUGAAAAGGCUGAUAUUAAGGUGCCUGAAGACAAGAAGAAACACCUCGUCAUUGGUGUGUCCUCAGACCGAGGGCUUUGUGGUGCUAUUCAUUCCUCGGUGGCUAAACAGAUAAAAAGUGAGGUGACCAGUCUCACAGCAGCUGGGAAGGAAGUUAAGAUUGUUGGAGUUGGUGAUAAAAUCAGGAGUAUCCUUCACAGGACUCAUUCUAACCAGUUUCUGGUGACAUUCAAAGACGUGGGGAGAAGACCGCCUACCUUUGGGGAUGCGUCGGUCAUUGCCCUUGAACUGUUAAAUUCUGGAUAUGAAUUUGAUGAAGGAUCUAUCAUCUUUAACCAAUUCAGGUCUGUCAUCUCCUACAAGACAGAAGAAAAGCCCAUCUUUUCCCUUGAUACCAUUGCAAGUGCUGAGAGCAUGAGUAUCUACGAUGAUAUUGAUGCUGACGUGCUGCAGAAUUACCAAGAAUACAACCUGGCCAACAUCAUCUACUACUCUCUGAAGGAGUCCACCACGAGCGAGCAGAGCGCCCGGAUGACGGCCAUGGACAACGCCAGCAAGAACGCCUCGGAAAUGAUUGACAAAUUGACUUUGACGUUCAAUCGCACCCGCCAAGCUGUCAUCACCAAGGAGCUGAUUGAAAUCAUCUCCGGUGCUGCAGCUCUGGACUAAUGAAAAUCGAGUUUCAUCCUCAGACAAGAGGUAAAGAAGAAUUCAGCCCGCUGAUUUUGUUUUUAGCUUACUGCUGUCCUUUGUCAGAAGACAUUGUUGGUGCAUUGUUUAAAUUACUAAAGACAGCAAGAUAUUUGUAAAUUAUCUUACAAUAAAUGACUCAC